UGACUGAAAAAUAUGUAGCUCCUGCUUGGAAAACAGUGAACGACUUGUUACACGACAGAAAUAUAACUAGCACAAUGUUGAUGUAUACUGUAUUCAAGAAUGCUUCGGAUGGAGAAUCAGAUGUCAAGAACGUUUCAGACAGAGGUCCAGAUGUCAAGAAUGCUUUGGAUAGAAAUUCAAGCUCCAGUUCAUGCAUGGACGUAAAUGCCAGACUCCCAAGUUGUUUUACAGAAGAAUCUUCUAGGAAUACGAGUCAGAGUUGUUCUGAGUCUUCCAGUGAAAAUUCUGUUGUCUGCAAUUUUUUCUGUCCUUCAUUGUGUAAUUGUUCAGAGGGUAGUGAUCUGUGUUUUAGAAAGGCGUACCCCGAUUUCGUACCAAAAGUAACAUUGCGUGGUGUUGCGUGCAAUUCAUUCCAUAUUGAUCAGUUUGGAAACAAGCAUAUUCUAGAAUUAGUCAUUCUAAAUUCUUCAAUAUUGAACUUGACCAUCGUCCCAACUACCUCAUUGACAUUGAAUAAAUUAACACUUAAAAAUAGCGUGUUUAGAGAAAUUGCAAUUCAGCAAACUAUGUCGAAUUCGUAUAUUCAUCUUAUACUUAUAAACAACUGCACAUUGAAAAAUGUAAUCACGAAAAUCUUAGACUUUGGGUUUAGUUAUCAACAUAAUUCAGAAAUUCCUGUUGUGUUUGACUUCGUUAAAAUAUUUGUAUUUAAAAAGACUGUUGAACUAUCCGGGAAACUACGUAACCAUAUCAAUAAUUUUGUCUUUUUCAAUAACAAAGUUACUAAUUUAAGUUACUGUGAUAUCGACAAGUUUACGAAACAAUUGAUCAUUCACAAAGGCUUGAGUCCUACACGUACACUAGACUUAAGCCACAACGCUAUCAAGGUAUACAGGCACUACGGCGCCACAGAGACCCUUUACCUCAAUAACAACCUGCUAACAGAAACUCCCAAAUCAUUUAACAUCAAAGGUGAAAAUCCGCUUAAAGUACUAGACAUGUCCUGUAAUGGAAUCUCGGCACUACGACGAGGACAUUUCCUCCCCCCUAGCUUACUUUAUCUGAAUGUCAGUAGAAAUAUAAUCGAAUACAUAGAUGGGAAAGUGUUUCAUGAAAAGUCUAAUCUCGUUGUUCUUGAUCUCUCAUGGAAUAGAAUUUUGCGCAUCCAGUCAGAAACUUUCGCGUCUUUGAAAAACUUACAGGAACUGUACAUUCAAGAAAACCAAAUUCAGAUAACGGACGGCAUGUUUGUAGGACUCUUCAGCUUGAAGAUUCUACAAGUGGACCAUUUUUCUGCCUGUUGCGCUAAACCAGAGUUAGUAAAAGACGCGCUUUGUAUCGCUCCUGUGAGUACGAUCUCCUCCUGUGACAGCCUCAUUGCUGUUCCAGUCUUGAGAGUUAUCAUUUGGUACAUGGCGCUUUUGGCAUUCUUCGGAAACGGCAUAGUAUUGCUGUACCACAUAUUGGGCUAUAAAAGAAAUGGCUCAAAAUCGUACAUUAUUUUAACUAUGAAUCUUAGCUGCGCCGACCUGCUCAUGAGUAUUUAUUUGUUCAUCAUAGGUAUUGCUAACAUUAUUCUUUCUGGUAAAUACGGUGUAUCUGAUCAUGCUUGGCGUCAUAGUGUUGCUUGCACGGUAGCCGGGAUAAUUGCCACUUUAUCUAGUGAGGUUUCCGCUGUUAUAGUGUUCCUGAUCAUGUUUGAUCGAUUCAUCGCUAUUAAAUAUCCCUUCUCACGACUGAGGCUGAAGGCACGUAGUGCUUCUUUUGUAUCUUUCUUUGCCUGGGCAUUGUCUUUGGUUCUUACUCUUUUGCCACUGUCUUCAAUGCCUUUCUUUGAAGAUUUUUACGCCCAGUCGGGGAUCUGUAUUUCCCUUCCCCUUUCCGUCAUACGAAAACCAGGCUGGGAAUACUCGAUGAUAUUGUUUGUUGGACUCAAUUUCAUUCUCUUCUUGGGAAUUUUUGUCGGACAAGUUUUCAUUUUUCUUGAAGUCACGAAAACUCGGAAAAUGGUAUCGGCGCCACGAGUUAAGAAACUAGAGACAGCUCUAGCCGUUAACCUCUUUGCUGUGGUAAUGACUGACAUGUUGUGCUGGAUACCAAUUGGAACAGAAUGCUCACAUUCUUUGGAUUUGACGUGUCACCUGAAAUCUACAACUGGAUCACAGUGUUGGUUUUACCGAUCAACUCGGCAUUAAAUCCCCUCAUCUAUACAUUAACCGCCGUAAUCAGAUACAGGAGGGGUCAAUGUUCCGAGGAAACGGCGCAACUAAAGCAUCAUCUGUCCUUAUUAAAGGCGAG
Ostrea edulis (European flat oyster) is the source of this 2298-nucleotide messenger RNA. RefSeq names its product G-protein coupled receptor GRL101-like. Bases 75 to 2195 code for a protein of 706 amino acids. The record is from RefSeq and is a predicted model, not a curated record. The transcript is spliced from 3 exons. Gene Ontology annotation, biological process: G protein-coupled receptor signaling pathway. Gene Ontology annotation, molecular function: G protein-coupled receptor activity; protein-hormone receptor activity; protein binding. Lineage: Eukaryota; Metazoa; Mollusca; Bivalvia; Ostreida; Ostreidae. Gene Ontology annotation, cellular component: membrane.